AUACCGGUGCGGCACAUGCUUGUACGCUUCAGUUCUAAAAAGACAGUGGCCUUGCUAACGUGCAAUUUCCGUCCUGCAUAAGCAACAUCAUGCUUCAAAGCAGACAGCGGAAAAUUGUCCGGCUACAGGAAAGUGUGAACGAAUACCUUGGUGACGUUUGGCGCAAUAGUGGUGUACUAAUCCGUGCCUACUGUGCCAUUUGGACAAGACGUGAAGGAGUAUUUAACCCUCUUAACCCAGCGCUACUCUCACAAGCUAGUUCGCCCAGAUUUAAAGCUCUAAUAGAAAAUCGAAAGUUAUUCGGACUAGACGAACAACCACAACCAAUUCUCUGGCUAACAAGGGAAAACAGCAUGAGAGAAUUCCACAAACACGUCGUUUUAGCUGGCUUGCGUGAGGGUUUUUGGUCGGCUUGGCCCGGGAAGGCUAAUAAAGCCUGUUGUGCAAUCCCCUGCAAGGAAAUUAACCUUAUGCGUGUGGCAAGGCAACAAACUCUCCUCGGCCAUCCUCAGGUCAAAUAUCUUGUCCUAGCAUUGGCCCGUGCCUCGAGUUGAAGACGCUGUUACUACUGCUCGCAAUUUCCCCCCGCUACGACGGAGUAUAAAUUACGACUCUGGCUCAUACACGUACAUGUACUCGUACUGUACAAAUGGUCACCGAGGCUCGUCCACUUUUAAUCUACACUAUCCGCCGGCCACUGGGCGACAAGUGGCCGUUAGCGCCUGGUGCCGGUGCGGAAUUUGA
Molecule: messenger RNA, 744 nt
Organism: Trichoderma harzianum CBS 226.95
Lineage: Eukaryota; Fungi; Ascomycota; Sordariomycetes; Hypocreales; Hypocreaceae
Exons: 2
Coding region: 90-554 (154 amino acids)
Source: RefSeq, a predicted model, not a curated record